AUGAAUAUUUAUGUAUCCCUUUUUUUAAUUAUAUUUUCAACAAUCAAUAAUGCCUAUUCCGUUGGGCUUAAGGGUAGAACAGCUGUAAAUCAUCCAAUAAAUAUAGCACACACAGAGAAGCAAUAUAAAUCCUUAUCACAUGUUGACGCACUAUGUGGUGAUUCCAAAAACUUUGUUUGUGAAACGAAAUAUAUUUGUAAAAAUGGAACCAAAGGAAAAUAUUGCUCUGAAGAUGGUAACGGAGUAGAAGGUGGAAACGGAAAUGGAACUGAAGUCGAAGGUGGCAAUGGAAAUGGAACUGUAGAAGGUGGCAAUGGAAAUGGAAAUGUAGAAGGUGGCAAUGGAAAUGGAACUGUAGAAGGUGGUAAUGGAAAUGGAACUGAAGUCGAAGGUGGUAAUGGAAAUGGAACUGAAGUAGAAGGUGGUAAUGGAAAUGGAACUGAAGUCGAAGGUGGUAAUGGAAAUGGAACUGAAGUCGAAGGUGGCAAUGGAAAUGGAACUGAAGUAGAAGGUGGUAAUGGAAAUGGAACUGAAGUAGAAGGUGGUAAUGGAAAUGGAACUGAAGUAGAAGGUGGUAAUGGAAAUGGAACUGAAGUAGAAGGUGGUAAUGGAAAUGGAACUGUAGAAGGUGGCAAUGGAAAUGGUAACGUAACUGGAAAUGGAAACCAUGAAAGAAAAUCUCCAAGGGAAAUUUUAGAAGAAUAUAAAAAAAGAAAACAAGGUAUAAUUGCAGGAUAUUAUGGAUCAUGGAAUAGCCAAGGAGCUGCUGGGAAGCAAAUGACACAUUCCAACCCACACGUAUCUGUAAUUUAUAUAGCUUUCGCCCGUAUAAAUAUGUAUUAUGAUGCUUCUAGACCAUAUAAUGGACUUCAAGGUUUUUUACAAAAAAAGCAUGGACUAGAAUUUGAAACAUAUGGUAUGAUGACUAAUGAAAUUAAACGUAUAAGAAAAGCCCGCCCAGAUGUAAUUAUAAUUUUAUCCUUAGGAGGAGAAACAUAUAUGCUAGAUAUAACAAAAGAAAUUGACUAUAUUCCUCAAAUAGUAAACAUGGUUAAUAAUUUUGAUUUAGAUGGUGUAGAUAUUGACUGGGAACCAAAUGGAAGUUUUAACAAUUUAAAUGAACUCGCCUUUUCAAAUUAUUACAUUAAAUUGAUUGAUUUAAUAAGAAGCAACAUUUCAAAAGAUAAGCUAAUUUCCAUAUCUGGUUCAUCAAACGCAGCAUUAUCAUGUGUAUCAGUACGAGAAACAUUUUGUAAAGAUGAAGAAACACCAUAUAAUACUCAAUAUUUAUCUGAACAAAUGAGCGUAAACCCUGAAUUAUACAAAGCAGCAACCAUGUUAUCCACAGGAACAUUUGUUAAUGUUUUUAAUACAUCAAAGGAUAAAAUUGAUCUUGUCUUUAUCCAAACAUAUAAUUUAGAAACAUCAAACCCAGAUAUCAUGCUUGAUAUGUAUUUAUCCCAUUUGUAUUUUGGACAAAAAUAUGAUAUAACUGUUUUCUUAGGUUUUUCAAUAGAACAAAAUAGAGGUGGAUUUAGUCCAGAUAACAAACAAUUAGUAGAAUUAGUAUCGAAAGCUAUACAUGAGAAUAAUCACAAAUUCAACAGAGCUGAUGGUGUAGGAAUAUGGCAUUUAUUUAUGAAAGAGCAAAUGCCUAAUGGAGCAUAUGAUCUAGAUGGUUUUGUUGCUAAUGCAUGGAGCCAUUUAAAUCCAGGAGUACCAUCACCAAUAGAUAUAGUUUCAACACCUAACCCUGAUGAUUGUAGCACUAUAGACGAAUAUGUACAAGGAAUCGUUAUUCCAAAUGUAGGAGUCUAUGCUAAACACAAUGAUGCCAUAUGGGUAACAAGGUCCUAUUCAACACGUGCACCUGGUAUUGACAGAUAUGAAUGGAACUUAGUAAAAGUAUGUUAUGAAAAAGCAUGUAAUAAUGAAGCUGCACAUUAUUAUAACGUUGACUACCCAACAGGAGCAAAGGUCGUUUGGAAAGGAGAAGUAUUCUCUAUUAAACAAUGGCAUGGAGGCCCACCAGAAGGUGCUUAUCUUGAAGCAUAUGAAAAAGUAGAUGAAUCCAGUUGCCCAGGAUUAGCAGAAUGGAAUGUGAAACACCCACAUAAACCACUUGAAGUUUUAGCUCCAUAUGUACCUGAAGUUGAUGGAUAA
Plasmodium yoelii is the source of this 2163-nucleotide messenger RNA. RefSeq names its product chitinase. The record is from RefSeq and is a predicted model, not a curated record. Gene Ontology annotation, biological process: carbohydrate metabolic process. Gene Ontology annotation, molecular function: hydrolase activity, hydrolyzing O-glycosyl compounds. Lineage: Eukaryota; Apicomplexa; Aconoidasida; Haemosporida; Plasmodiidae. Bases 1 to 2163 code for a protein of 720 amino acids. The transcript has a single exon.